Molecule: messenger RNA, 1176 nt
Organism: Rodentolepis nana
Lineage: Eukaryota; Metazoa; Platyhelminthes; Cestoda; Cyclophyllidea; Hymenolepididae
Source: the annotation of a GenBank genome assembly
AUGAGUAGAAAAGCAAACCGUUUUAUAGACCGCCUGCGUAUUUACGUCAAAUCUGGUUCCGGUACUGCCGGUAAUCCUCUUGUUCGUGGAAAAGGCGGAGAUGGUGGCAGCGUUUACCUGAAAAGUGUUGAGGGCUUCAGUCUAAGUGAUAUUAUUAAAAAAUACCCAAAGAAACGUUUCAUCGCGUCUUCCGGAGGUAGUGCAACUUCUCGAAAAUGUUGUUUUGGAACCAAGGGUGCAGACGUUGAGGUUCCCGUACCAGUUGGGAUUUCAGUUUCUCUCAAUAAUCCUGGUGAACCAGUCCGAUUAAUUGGUGAUUUGAACCAACCCAAUCAACGUCUCUUAGUCGCACAGGGUGGUUACGGUGGUUCCUCUGUAACGAAUUUUUUCGGAACACCCGGAGAAGCUCGUUCCAUCGUUCUCGAUUUAAAGUUACUGGCAGAUGUCGGUCUUAUCGGACUUCCAAAUGCUGGGAAAUCGAGUUUGCUUCAUGCCCUUUCUGGUGCGAAGACGAAAAUCGCCGCUUAUCCUUUCACUACUCUUCGUCCACAGAUUGCAACUCUUUUUUAUCCUGAUCAUCGAUCUAUCACAAUGACAGACUUACCCGGAUUAUCGGAUAUUGCCGCCAAAAUGUGUGCCGAAAAUAAUCUUAUGGAAGCCCCACCUCUAAGACAUGCGGGGUUUUUAAAGCAUGUUGAAAGAACGUCUUGUCUUCUUGUCGUUCUCGACGCUUUGGGUUUUCAAGCUAAUCAACGCGCUCCACUGAGAAAUCCCGUUUCAGCUGCUAUGCUUUUGAUUAGUCAACUUCAGCGGCAUGCAUUCGGCCGUCUGUUGGGCAAACCAAUGCUUUGUGCUAUUAACAAGAUUGAUUUGCCGUGCGCUGAGGACGUGGCCAACGAGGCGAGGGAAAUAUUGAUGAGUAACGACUGCGACUAUAUCAUGAAGACUAGUGGGCUUCCUUCUGUACUCCUGCCUAAGCAUGAAUUCCGUUUUGAGGAGGUGUAUCUAAUAUCCGCCGCCAAGCGUACAAACCUUAAAAAUCUCAAAACUGGAUUGCGAUAUUGGCUUGACGUUAUUGAGUUGAGGCGACGUAAAGAUGAUUUGGAAGAAGUAGAGAAAGAAGUUAAAGAAUCUAUAGAUUAUGCUCUUAAGGACCAUUUACCGACUAUUCACUAA